Molecule: messenger RNA, 321 nt
Organism: Heterobilharzia americana
Lineage: Eukaryota; Metazoa; Platyhelminthes; Trematoda; Strigeidida; Schistosomatidae
Source: the annotation of a GenBank genome assembly
AUGAAAGAAGCCUCAAAGUCUGCUUACAAAAAUAUUGAAUUCGAUCAUUGUUAUGAAUGGCGUAAGCAAACUGAUUAUGCUUACACUGACCCAUAUUUAAUGAAUUUUUACUUGCCUAUGGAGCAAACUGGAGGGAAUUCAUCCAAGCGUUCUCUAUCACAUACAAGAAUUCAAUGCAGAACUAAAAAACGAUGGACUAAUUUACUCCUGCCCAUUGAAACAUCAUCAGAUGAGAAUAUAAUUAUUGCAGAUGGCAAACGAAUUGGAGAAUUAUUUAAAUUUAUUGAUAAAUUCUCCCUUUUUUGUUCAUUUUUAUGGUGA